AUGGCCGUCUACGCAAGCCCCCUGGUCUCCUCAGACCUCGUCUGGCAGAUUGUCCGAAGCAACAACUCUUACCUCGUCAAGAGAAAAGAGGCCGGCGGAGUCCAGCUGUCGCGUGACCCCCUGAACCUGACCAACAAGCACUCGCGCAAGUAUGCCGGUUUCGUGAACGACAAGGCUAUCGGUGUCGUCGCUGCUGAGAAGGGUGGCGUCAAGGUCAUCAGCAAGAAGGAGUCUGCCGCGCAAAAGCCGGGCAAGACCACCGUCGAGAGCUCUUACCACGGUGGCAAGUCCGCUCGCAAGACCUACAAGGCUGUCGCCAACCGGGCCGCCAAGUCCGGCUACCGACCCGACCUCCGUGAAGCCGCCGUCGCCCGUGUGUCCGCCAUCCGAAAGUCCCAGCUGGAGCCCAAGCCCACCCCCGAGAAGAAGCCCCGUGGCAAGAAGGCCAAGAAGGCCACCUCUGAGGAAGCGUAA
Molecule: messenger RNA, 474 nt
Organism: Anthostomella pinea
Lineage: Eukaryota; Fungi; Ascomycota; Sordariomycetes; Xylariales; Xylariaceae
Source: the annotation of a GenBank genome assembly